UGCCUAUUUCAGGUGUGACUCUGAGGGCAAAUGCAAUCAACCUGGUGGAGUUCAAUGACACAGCAGUUCUUACGUGCUCUGUGCUCAACGGCUCGUCCCUGUCUUAUGUUUGGCUGAAAGGCAACUCUGAGGUCACAGACGGUGGGGGAGUACAGUUCAGCAAUGGAAAUGCCACUCUCACCAUGGUCGGGGUGACCCGCUAUGAUGAGGGGCCAUUCAGGUGCAAUGUGUCCAAUGGUUUAGGCCAUGAAAUCAGUCUCCCUGUGCGUCUGAACAUCAGCUAUGGUCCAUAUAACACAUCAAUGACGAUCAUGCCGAUGAGGUCCACGUACAAAACAGGGUCUAACAUCACACUGUCAUGCUCAGCGGAGUCCAGCCCUCAAGCGAUGUUCCAGUGGAUGUUUAAUUGGAUGUACCUGAAUAAGUCUGGUCCGCUGCUUCAACUAGAGAGGGUUACAGUGAGCGACUCCGGAACUUACAAGUGCAUAAUUCACAACACAGUGACGGCCAGGUUUAGCAGCGAAAGUGCAAUGAUCAGGAUUGUGGGUAAGGUUGGAUUUGUCGUUUUUUCGAGGGUCCCUUAUGUGUAUUUGAUUUUGUUUCUCUCAGCAAAGGCACUUAGAAUAUUCUUCAGCAGACAA
Molecule: messenger RNA, 641 nt
Organism: Epinephelus lanceolatus (giant grouper)
Lineage: Eukaryota; Metazoa; Chordata; Actinopteri; Perciformes; Serranidae
Source: RefSeq, a predicted model, not a curated record